UUUUUCUAAACCUAUAUUAUAUGCUAUCCACUCCCAGUCUACACUACAACUACCACCGCCAUCAACUUCUUCUAUGCCGUCUUUCAGACUUUCACUCUCAUCCUGAACCACUGAACAAUGAAGAACAAACUUCCUGUUGUUCUUCACCUUUUCUUCUUCUUCUUCUUCUUCUUCUUCAUUCUCUUACAUUCGUCAAAUGGAUUUUCAGAUCUUGAUGCACUCUUGAAGCUCAAACAAUCAAUGGCUGUAGCACCAGAAAGGUCCGGAUUAGACGACUGGGUAGCACCUCUACCUAAUUCCAUUGUUUCCAAUUCUCAUUGUUCGUUUUCAGGAGUUACGUGUGACGAGAAUUCACGUGUAACGUCGUUGAUCAUCUCGAACGUUGCUUUGAACGGUAGUAUUCCGCCGGAGAUUGGGGUUUUGAACAAGCUUGUUAAUCUCACGCUUACAUCUAAUGGACUCACCGGUGAACUUCCUGUGGAGAUGUGUAAUCUGACUUCGAUUAGGUUUAUCAACUUCUCGACUAAUGCGAUUACUGGCGAGUUUCCUGGUGAGAUCGUGGCGGCGAUGGCGGAGCUUGAAGUGUUCGAUGUUUAUAACAAUAAUUUCAGCGGGAUGCUGCCGUUGGAGUUUGUGAAGUUGAAGAAUCUGAAAAAGCUUUUUCUCGGAGGUAAUUUCUUCAGCGGUGAGAUUCCGGAGGAUUACUCGGAGUUUCAGAGUCUACAGAGCUUAGGAUUGCAAGGUAACGCACUCACCGGUAGGAUUCCGUGGAGUUUAUCAAGGUUAUCGACGCUUGAGGAGCUUUGUCUAGGCUAUUUCAAUAGCUACGACGGCGGAAUUCCGCCGGAGUUCGGUUCGUUUAAAUCGUUAAAAUUACUCGACAUCGGAGGUUGUGAUCUCUCCGGCGAGAUUCCGGAGAGCCUUGGGAAUUUGAAGAUGUUACACACUCUGUUUCUUCAGUUCAACAAUUUAACCGGCGAAAUUCCACCGGACCUGUCAGGAUUAGUCAGUUUGAAGUCACUUGAUCUCUCAAGCAAUAAUCUCACCGGCGGUAUACCGGAGAGUUUCUCGGAACUGAAGAACUUGACGUUGCUGAAUCUGUUUCUCAACCAUCUCUCUGGCCCUAUUCCGCCGUUCAUCGGAGAUCUCCCGAAUCUGGAGGUGCUUCAGUUAUGGACGAACAACUUCACCUUUUCCCUCCCGCCGAAUCUCGGUAGCAACGGCAAACUUCUCAUACUAGACGUCGACGGCAACCACCUCACCGGAACCAUUCCACAAGAUUUAUGCAAAGGAGGAAAGCUACAAAUAUUGGUUCUGAUGGUAAAUUACUUCUUUGGGCCGCUACCGGAGAAACUUGGCGACUGCAAAUCGUUAACAAAGAUUCGAAUCAUGAACAAUUUCUUCAACGGAACUAUUCCGGCCGGCGUAUUCAACUUGCCGGAACUCACCAUGCUUGAGCUUGACAACAACUAUUUCAGCGGGGAGCUUCCGGCGGAAAUGUACAGCGAAUCUCUUCAAAUCGUUUCAAUUUCAAACAACCGGCUCACCGGAAUAAUACCUCCGGCGAUUGGUGGUUUGGUGAAUAUAACAAAACUUUCUCUACAAUCCAACAAUUUAAUCGGUGGAAUCCCGUAUGAGAUGUUUAAUUUGAAGAGAUUGUAUGCGAUUAACUUCAGCGACAACAAUCUAACCGGCGAGAUUCCGGCGGAUAUUGGAAACUGCUCCGAUCUAACUUCAUUAGAUUUAAGCCGGAAUGAAUUGCACGGAGAAUUUCCGAGAGGGAUUCUCAGUUUAUCAAGCUUAAACAUUCUCAACGUCUCCCGGAACAAACUAAUCGGUGAGAUUCCGGCGAAAUUAGGUCACAUGAAAAGCUUAACGGUUUUAGAUCUUUCCUACAACCAAUUCUCCGGCAGAGUCCCCUCCGAUGGCCAACUAAAAGACUUCAACGACACAGUCUUCGCCGGAAACCCUAAACUGUGUUCACCUCACCUCCCUCACUGCGAAUCCAUAACAAAUCACAAACAUCAUUCCGUUUCCCUCAACAAAUCAAAACUCUUCCUCUCCAUCUUCAUCCCAAUCACGAUAACAUUCUCGAUUCUAAUCUUCUUCCUUCUAAUCAAACAGAAGAACAAGAUCCUAAAAUCAAAAUCAUGGAAACUAACGACUUUUCAAAGGCUAGAUUUCAAAGCAGAAGACGUUAUCGUAUGUUUAAAAGACGAAAACAUAAUCGGAAAAGGAGGUGCCGGAAUCGUCUACCGAGGAUCAAUGCCAAACGGAAUCGACGUCGCAAUCAAACGAUUAAUGGGAAGAAACCACGGAUUCGAAGCAGAAAUCCAAACAUUAGGAACAAUCAAACAUCGAAACAUCGUGAGAUUACUGGGGUACGUUUGCAAUCGUGACACCAAUCUUCUUCUCUACGAGUUCAUGUCUCAUGGAAGUUUAGGCGAGAUUUUGCAUGGGCCAAAAGGUGCCCAUUUGCAAUGGGAAACGAGGUAUAAGAUUGCGAUUGAAGCUGCUAAAGGAUUGUGUUAUCUUCAUCAUGAUUGUUCGCCUUUGAUUAUUCAUCGAGAUGUGAAAUCGAAUAAUAUAUUGUUGGAUUCGGAUUAUGAAGCUCAUGUUGCUGAUUUUGGAUUGGCUAAGUUCUUGAGGGAUGCUGGUGGAUCCGAAUGCAUGUCUUCUAUUGCUGGAUCGUAUGGAUAUAUUGCACCAGAAUACGCCUACACACUAAAAGUCGACGAAAAAAGCGACGUGUAUAGUUUCGGCGUCGUUCUUCUGGAACUAAUAUCCGGGAAAAAGCCAGUAGGGGAGUUUGGCGACGGAGUAGACAUUGUGAGGUGGGUGAGAGACACAAUCUCCGAGAUCCCUCCGCCGCCGGAAACCGCCGUGGUGGUGGCGGUGGUGGAUUGUAGGUUGAAGGGGUAUGUUUUGGAAAGUGUUGUGGAUAUGUUUAAGAUUGCGAUGAUGUGUGUGGAGGAAGAGAGUACACGUCGGCCUAAUAUGAGGGAAGUUGUUCAGAUGUUGACGAAUGGGAAUUUGUAACUGAAAAAACAAACUAGGGUUUAACUGUAUAGUGUUGGUGGGUUUUGAAGAAUAAAAAAAUAUGGGGUGUACUAGUUUUGUUGCAUGAGGUACGAGUACAACGUACAAUGCUCAUGCAUGAAUUAUAAGUUAUAUGAACGUUUUGUUCCUUGAUCUACAUGUCUUUUUAAUGAAUUUUUAUUAUGAGAA
Messenger RNA from Lactuca sativa (garden lettuce), 3228 nucleotides. RefSeq lists its product as uncharacterized. Gene Ontology annotation, molecular function: ATP binding; receptor serine/threonine kinase binding; protein kinase activity. Gene Ontology annotation, biological process: protein phosphorylation. Lineage: Eukaryota; Viridiplantae; Streptophyta; Magnoliopsida; Asterales; Asteraceae. The record is from RefSeq and is a predicted model, not a curated record.